This is a messenger RNA of Penicillium riverlandense, 2982 nucleotides long. Its product is annotated as FUSC family protein. The record is from RefSeq and is a predicted model, not a curated record. The coding region runs from base 1 to 2982 and encodes 993 amino acids. The transcript is spliced from 7 exons. NCBI's taxonomy places the organism in Eukaryota, Fungi, Ascomycota, Eurotiomycetes, Eurotiales, Aspergillaceae.
AUGCCCUCGGGAAGCAUCUCGCGCCCCAAGCUGCGGCAGGCCACUUUUGUCCUCCCGCGAACGGGCCAGCGCUUAAAGGGACUCGUGAGCCUGCGCAACCCCAGGCAGCGACCAGACUCAACGACGGAUCAUGACGAACGGCGCGGGCUGCUGUCCGGCCAAAUCAAUCAUCAAUCCGUAAUCUCGAGCUGGUCGCGAGGCGUGUGGACGCAGGCGCAUCAGUUCCUCACCUCCGAGCCGGGCAUCGGAGUCGUCAAGUGCAGUCUGGCCUAUUUCCUCGGCUCUCUCGCGACCUUCAUCCCUCCGAUCUCCGCGUUUCUAGGCCAUCAGGAUGGCAAGCACAUGGUGGCCACGGUCACCGUCUACUUCCACCCGGCCAGGUCCCAGGGAAGCAUGUACAAGGCGCUGGUCUGUGCGCUGCUGGCCUUUUGCUAUUCCGCAUUUCUUUCCAUUACCAGCAUGGUGGUCGAGGUCUUCUUCCAGGACUCCCUGCACCUACCGGCCCUCGGUCAUGGUUUGGUCCUCAUCGUGUUCUGCGGCGGCGGACUGGGCCUCGUGGGAUGGACCAAACAGCGCCUGGGCGAUCCCCUCGUCAAUGUGGCAUGUUCCCUCGCCUCAUUGUCGACCAUCACGGUCCUGACCAAGGAGGACGCCGUGCAGAGUGGCGACUUGUCGUUCGCCAAGAUCUCCCAGGUCUUGAAGAUGGUCUUGAUGGGCGUCAUAGUCGCCAUGACCGUCUCUUUUGUGGUUUUCCCCAUCUCGGCGCGCAAAAAGCUCCGUGCAAAUCUGACCACGGUAACGGACACGCUCGCCGUGAUGCUGGGCACGAUCACCGAGGGCUUUCUCAGCGGGUCUGAGGUAGAAAUGAAGUCGACCGAGUUCAGGGACGCGGACACGAAUCAUAGAAAGGCCUACGGCCAGCUGGAUAAGCUGGUCCGAGAGGCUAAGCUGGAGCACUAUGUGGCAGGCACUGAGAAGGAGUAUCGAUUGGAGAAAAAGCUCGUGCGCUGGGUGCAAGACAUCACUCAUAACAUGGGCGGAUUGCGGAGCGCCGCUGAACUGCAGUUCAGUCUGAUCAAAGAGACAAUCGCGCGCGAGUACGGGCUGGAUGACCAACAGACAUCGUCUAGCAUCCGCCUGUUUUCGCCUCUGGAGCGGUCAUGGUCCUUUGCCGAAGGGUCUUUUCUAGAGCCCAUCGAGGAACGGCCAGAGGAAGACCUGUCACCAAAUGGAAGCCUUAGAAACAGCCCUAUACCCGCUACUCUUCUUCCAGCAGAGGUGUUCACCAUUUUUAUUGGCCAUUUGGGCCCUUCUAUGCGAUCACUGGCUUUUACCCUCAAGGAAAUAUUUAAUGAAAUCCCCUUCGGUCUGGCACCGGACUACAAGGUUUCCGUCGAUAGUCGGCUCCAGACAAGCCUCAGUCGCGCUCUCCAUCUUUACCGAGAAUCGCGGGAGAAGACGCUUACAGUGCUGUAUCAGCAAAAAGAAGUCAUGAAUCUGCAGAGCCAUGACGCCGCCGCCGAUUUGGAGGAAGUAUCGGCCAGCUGCGCUCACUUCAGUUUCUCGCUACUGGAGUUUGGAGAGCAGCUACACGACCUGCUGUUGAUUCUAGAUGAAUUGCAACUGGAAGUCGAAGAGCGACCCAAUGGGAGAUCCUGGAACUGGUUGAAAUUUUGGACGUGGUCAAAGAGAAAAGAAACGGAUGCAAUUGGAAACUUCCCUAUGGACUCAUCUUCCGCCGGUCUUGGAAUCGAUGAAAUUCGCCCAACGGUCAAUCGAACUAUUCACAGAGAUCCAUCUGUCAUAGCAUACGCAAAGCGAAGACUCGGUUACCGCGUCUGGAAAUCCCUGGAAUUAUUUCGUCGGGAUGACACUAAAUACGCCAUCAAGGUGGGCACUGGGGCCGCUUUAUAUGCAUUGCCAUCAUUUCUUCCCUCCACCCGACCUUUCUACCAGCACUGGAGGGGAGAGUGGGGCCUGUUGUCAUACAUGUUGGUAUGUUCCAUGACAAUCGGUGCCUCCAACACUACCGGAUAUGCACGGUUUUUGGGAACAAUACUCGGAGCGUUCUGUGCCGUGGUGGCCUGGUAUCUGACGGCCGGCAAUGUCUUUGGUCUCGCGUUUCUGGGGUGGCUGAUGGCGCUCUGGCCCGCGUAUCUCACCAUAGUCAAGGGUAAUGGGCCUAUGGGACGGUUUAUCAUGCUCACUUACAACCUAUCCGUGCUGGGGGCACACCCAGUCAUCACGGAGAUCGUGUUGCAUCGGGUGGUGGCUGUCCUGUCUGGCUGCAUUUGGGGCAUCAUUAUCACCCGAGUCAUCUGGCCUCUUAGUGCACGCACCAAAUUGAAAGGCAAUCUCAGCCUCCUUUGGCUGCAUCUGAGUCUCAUCUGGAAGCGGGAUCCGCUGUCAUCGAUGGUCCAAGGCAGCACCACUGUCGGAUACAUGAGCCCUCGGGAGAAGCUGGAGAUCGAGCGAUUUCUGGCCAAGCUAGAGUCCCUGCAGGCCUCUGCGCGCUCCGAAUUCGAGCUGAGGAGUGUUUUUCCGGACGCAGAAUAUGGCAAUAUCAUCCGUCGCACCCGGAGCAUGGUGAAUGCGUUCCUUGCGAUGAACCUGGAGCUUGUCAAGAACGUCACUGCCACCGAAGGCGAGAUCAACUUGCUUCGCUAUACAGCGGCUGAACGGCAGCAGCUCUCUGCCCGCAUCAGUCAUCUUCUCUCCGUCAUGGCUUCGUCGAUGAAACUCGAGUAUCCGCUGAACGAGGUGCUCCCCAGCAUCGACCAUGCGCGCGACCGGCUGCUUGCUCGCAUCUAUCGCUACCGGCAGGAUCAGGAAGUGUCUCAAAAGACCACGGAUGAGGAUUGCGCUCUCCUCUAUGCAUAUAUUUUGGUGACUGGUCAAUUGUCCAGCGAGAUCAUGGCUAUCAUCGGCGUAAUUGGGCAGUUAUUCGGGGUGUUGAACGAAGAUGUGGUGGCGCUGGCGUAG